CUAUUUAUUGAGGGUUUAAAAUGUUCUUGGUACUGGGCCAGGCACAGUGACUCAUGCCUGUAAUCCCAGCACUUUGGGAGGCUGAGGCUGGUGAAUUACCUGAGGCCAGGAGUUUAAGACCAGCCUGGCCAACAUAGUGAAACUGUCUCUACUAAAAAAAUACAAAAGUUAGCCUGGUUUGGUGGUGCACGCCUAUAAUCCCAGCUACUCGGGAGGCUGAGGCAUGAGAACCGCUUGAACAAACAAGGCAGACGUUGCAGUGAGUCGAGAUUGUGCCACUCCACUGCACCCUGGGCAACAGAGUGAGACUCUGUCUCGAAAAAAUAAAAAAAUGGCUUCCGCGGGAGGCCUACACACCGCCAGUUGUGCUCCUGCUAUGUCUCUAGUGAUCCCUGAAAAGUUCCAGCAUAUUUUGCGAAUACUCAACAGCAACAUCAAUGGGCAGCAGAAAAUAGGCUUUGCCAUCACUGCCAUUAAGGAUGUGGGUUGACAGUACACCGUAGUGUUAAGGAAAGCUGACGUUGACCUCACCAAGUGGGCAGGAGAACUCACUGAGGAUGAGAUGGAACGUGUGAUGACCAUUAUGCAGAAUCCAUGCCAGUACAAGAUCCCAGACUGGUUCUUGAACAGACGGAAGGAUGUAAAGGAUGGAAAAUAUAGCCAGGUCCUAGCCAGUGGUCUGGACAAGAAGCUCCAUGCAGAUGUGGAGCGACUGAAGAAGAUUCGGGCCCAUAGAGGACUGCACCACUUCUGGGGCCUUCGUGUCCGAGGCCAGCACACCAAGACCACUGGCCACCAUGGCUGUACCAUGGGCGGGUCCAAGAAGAAAUAAGUCUGCAGGCCUUGUCUGUUAAUAAGUAGUUUAUAUACCUAAAAAAUAUAAAUAAAGUAAUAAAUAAGUAAAAUGUUAUUGGUACUGUAUUGAUGCUGGGGCUGGAUUCAGGGAAUUUGUGAUUCCCUAGAUGCAUGAGAAGAUAAGUGAUAAUGUGAGAUAGCUUGAGGUUUUGCAGUGAGUGCUGCAAGUGAGCAUGGUCUAAGAGAAAUCUUUGUAGGUUAGAGUGACCAGGCAAAGUGAGUGUUUCU
This is a messenger RNA of Gorilla gorilla gorilla (western lowland gorilla), 1083 nucleotides long. RefSeq names its product small ribosomal subunit protein uS13-like. Gene Ontology annotation, biological process: translation. Gene Ontology annotation, cellular component: small ribosomal subunit; ribosome; cytosol. Gene Ontology annotation, molecular function: RNA binding; structural constituent of ribosome. NCBI's taxonomy places the organism in Eukaryota, Metazoa, Chordata, Mammalia, Primates, Hominidae. The record is from RefSeq and is a predicted model, not a curated record.